AUGUCCUCCAAACGCAAGACAACUCACCCCAGUAGGCUUCAAAGUAGGUCACAUCAAACACCGACAGACGACCAACAGGAAGACCACGCGGCGAAUGGCACCUCCCCAACGAGUUCCCUGUCAUUGGAAGACAGCCAGUUACCCAGCGGAGACCAAUCACCUAGAGUCGACCACGAACCGUCCUCUCCACUAACAACCAGCCUCGAAAGGUCGUCGAAGACUGCGACUCUUAUUUUCCCUUCAGCCUCCUCCCCACUCGCCUCCUUGUCCUGCGAAACAUCCCUGUCGUCACAGAGUAGUAAAGCAGACAUGGAAUUUGCGUCUUACCUCAGUUUGCCACAUUUGCACCAACACCACAUGACCAGUGGCUUUGGUAGCACACUGCCCGCCGAUAUACUCAACCUCUCGCCUGGCGCUGGGUGCACUCUCCCCCGGGGCCCUAUGGGCGCCCCCACCUUCACAGUUCCCCGUACCGUGGGCGUUCAAACGGUUGACUCAACCCCACUGACAGGAGUGAAGUCGGCUGUCGAUGGCACAACAGUUAAAUCCCAAAGACAAAUUGCCUCCGAAGACAUCACCUCCAUUCUGCGCAGUGCCUGCCUCUCCAACACCCUCUCGACGGAGGAGAAGAUCCUGCUAUUGAGUGAGGUGGCAGGACAAGUUAGUGGACUUAAGCGACAAUUGAACUCUUUGUCGGCGUCUCUGGCAGGCUUCAAGGUGAGUAUGACCUUGGCUUCUGUUCGUGUUAAUUUUUCUAACACGCAUUUUUAAAGUCUCAGGGUUAGCCAUGAAGCCGCCUGGGAAAAUUUACGGGGAAGAUAAGACGUCUACUUGAAAGCUCGAGGCAACUAGUAAACGUACACAAACCAACGUGUCACUCGUGAAUGUACUGCUUUUUGUCAAAAUCAAGUCAUCAUCGUGGUGUAUCAGAGCUCACCUGAACCUGUUUAAAUCAAGCCGUGAGUUUUUCGAGUCUUGCUAUCCUGGGCCCACGCAAUGACAACUGCUCAAAUCCGGUAAGACUCGUUGGUUCAGCUGGCCAGGAAGAUUGCCGAACAAAACUAGUAAUUUUCGCCAUCGUCUAAGUCAGCUUUAAAUUAUUUAUCAUUGCGAUUGGCAUUAAAAUAUUGGGAGAUUUGAAUCACUGUUUCAUGAGUUGCGGCGCCGACCGCAUACGAAAUAAGUUUCCCAAAUCUCCCGUCGAAUCAAUGGAGGACGUUAUCAUCCAGCACCGAGAAAAAUUACCUGGCUGGUAGGUGUAUCUAAGCAACUAGUUAGGGGAAGUUUUUUGUAGUGAAUUAAUCCGAAUUUAGUUUCGGAGAGGAUGAGGAUUUACGCUGAUGUAUAUGGGCGGAUUGGGAAAGUGGGAAGCACAAAUUUUCCUUAUUUCACACUUAGGCAAAAGCUGGAUCUUGUUUAAAUUACUCCUAACUCCCCAGACCCCUCUUUUCGAAAGACUUUCUGUUUCAUAACAUUCUGAGUAAAAGAAGUCCGGAAAUGUGCACAAAAGUAGGCAAAGGAGUUGAAUCUCUUGUCGAUCGUCAGUGUAUUCGCUGCCCAACAAACAGUGCCUGAAAUGACUUCCCUGGCUUGGCAGUGUUUCCCUGAAAAUUGGCUCUCUAUCCUACCAGCUGGGUCUCUCUUCCCUGUCGAAACUAUGCAACAGCGUCGACAGUGACUUGCUUAUGUAGUUACCUGCCACCUCGGAGUAGAACGGUUAAAUCUUUUGGAUAUCUGUCCGGAACGCUUAGGAAAGUCGUGCAAAAAAUUCCUCUCCGAUUUGUUAUGGGACGCAAGCUCUGACAGUGGACAGUCGUGUUGAAGCUUCAAUCUGUUAACAUGCCGGUCCCAUAGAGUUCUUUGUUCAUUCAACAGUAUGUACCACUCAGAACAUUUGUCUGCUCCUUUGCCCACUUAUUCAAGAAAUUGCACGGCUUAGGAAUCACUGCGGAAAUCUCUGUCGUCUCCCUCUCUUCCUUUUCUUCUUCUUCUCCGUUUGUAUGUGUCUUCAGGGCGAAAGGAACCCGUUUGAAGUGGAUGGACGUUCGCCUACUUUUAUCGCCUCCCAACCGUCGAAAAGUCUUUGUCUGACUAGAAGGUAGUUGCGAUUUCGGAAGUGAGGGAAGAGGCAGGGGUGGUGGUGGUGGUGGUGGUGAAGAGGGUUAUACAAGACAAAACACACUUCGCUUUGCUGAGAUUUCCGCAGCAUUCUCAAGUGUGUGUGGUCUGGGAGGCGGCGGUCGGACGUGUCCUUUCGCUCGAGCGCAGGUGAUUGCAUUGUCUUGCCCACAAAAACUUUCUUUUCGGACAAACGUCCUUGAGGAGGGACACAAAUAAAAUCACGAAUCUUGAGUGCCCUCUUCCCACCACCCCGCGCAGCCUCCAUUGCGCCCAGUUUCCGUUCUGCUCACGAGCGCGCGCCCAGACAACGUGCUAAUUUACUGCGCUCGGACUAGGGGGACGGCAAGGUAGCAGGGGAGGUCUUCAAUCUGAAGGACACUUCACGGAGGGCGGAGAAGAGGGAGUAAGAACGGAGAAAUCGCGUGGUUCCACUCCUCAUAGCCCUCCUCACCAUCCCCGCAUCAUGCACUUACACACAUCUUCGUGGUGCUAUGUCAUCCGGUUGCCGUCGAUUGCUCCAAGUCUCGAAGCUGACAGGUAUAAGAUGACCGCGGCCGUCAAAUUGGGAUCAUUGGCAAGUGGGUCAACUUUCGUGAUGGGCGGUGGACUGAUGCUCGGGGAUGGAAAGAACAUUUCCGAUGGGCCUACCUACUUGUUUCAUACUACUUGCCGUUCACGUUUGAUGGGCUCUUGGCGGAAGUGGCUACUCGACUGUACGCUGUUGGCCGACAAUGAGCUCUUCUCCGCCUCCACACACAGGAAGAAGCGCGUCGGCCAAACGUAGGAAAAUUGAAGCUGUUGAUAUUUAUUUCGGGCACGGAUGUGGCCAGUAGUAUUGAGAUCCGAAAACAAGAGGACCAGAAAAACGAUUAGAUACCGAAUUAUGUUGGAAGUGUCUGACUGGGCGAGCUGGAUGCAGUGGGGUAUUAUCAUCUCUUGGCAUACACCGGAUCAACGAGACUCCUUUAUUUGGCACUGUCUGUAGUAUUGAUAUUCUGGUGGCAGUUAUCGUAGUUCAUCUGUCGUUGGCCUUUUGGCAACAGUUUUGCAUGUGAUAACCUCAGCCUCCAGUAAUCGCUUCGUUUUCAGCUUCAUACAGCAUGAACUAUUCGUUAUUUUAACUCCGUAUACUACCCAGUGCGCACAUAAUCAAGUGCGUCGCAACGUGAGCCCAUUCAAACUUCCGCCUCGCCAUUUGGGGCUAAAGAAUGAUGUUCUCUUCGGGUCUCAUUCUUAGUUAUGAUUUUCACCCUCCAGUGGUCUGCUCCGUUACGCUAUCUCUUCCCAUCUAUAUGGUUUGUGCAGAAAUGUGCAUAUUCCUUUACACGAUCAUGUCCACCUGCACGACUAAUUCGGGCAAUCUGUGUUGAAUCCCCAAACCAUGUAAUUACUCGAUCUUUCGAAUGUCUUGAUUCUUACGCCUACUCAGACUGGGGUCGGUGAAAAUGCGGAAACUGACCAAUCGGUUGUGAAUUCUAAUGAAUAAGCGCCAAAUUAUGAAUUGUUACCUAUUUAAACUUCUAUAUAUAGGCCGAUGCCUAUUGCUUUAACGAACCCUAAAGAACAUUCUUCAGUUUUCGCUGGUGUCCGAGCCGAAUGUAGUGUUUUCUAAAAAAUGUUUAUCAAAGAGAUAGGUGCAAAUUAGAACGGCGUCGGGCUAUUUACCAGUGAGUUUCCUACCAUUGCAGAAGUCACGUCUAUCCAUUUUAGCAGGGAUUCCGCUGAACCCUUGAUUUGAAUGUUGUGUCUAAUUCGUUCUUUUGAUCCUUUAAAUAGACUGAGGAAGAAGCGCCCCUAAAUCUUACUCAGACCAAAUCGAGCCUAACAACCUUCAACAGAACUGCUAGCAAUAUCCUUCUGGGCUCCUUAGGCUCAAACAACACAGACCUGGCCCUUGGCGAAAUGCCAAACGUUCACACCCAUAUUCCAUCCAUUCAACCAGCAGCCACUGCGGUGAACGGGACAGCUUGUGACAAAACCGAGGAUACCAAGAAACUCAGAUUUCCCCUCGGUCUGCCCAACAGUGAUGCCAGCCUGAAGAUUCCCCAAGCUUUUCAGUCCCUCUCAAAGGUAUUAUACGUAUUUGUACACUUAAGCUGUCUACUAUAAAUAUGUUAGUAGACACUAUUGUGUCGAAAGUACAUUUUCGUUCAUCGGUGACCGCAAGCGCACAUGCUGCUGCUUUCUAUAUGAGAUCCUCUUUCAUAUGAUAACGAGUCCGAAGAUAUGUAUGGCACUGCAGGUCAAUAUUCUCAACCAGUUCUACGUAUGGAUCUUGAGUGUGUGGAAGUAAAGGCAUCCAAAAGUGAGCAAAGGGGUCGAGAGUAGAAACUCUCGAGGACACGAUUCUUUUCUACGUUUUUUGGCAGAAACUGCUGUUCAGCUUACAAACUAACCCCUCCAUGUCUGUUAGCACAGCAUUUUCUGCAUCAACGAAGAAUCAAUAACAAAAGGCUUGUUCUAACAAAACACUGGCGUUCCUUCCAGGAAUUCCUAUUGACCUUCGGAGAUUUUAUUUUUGGGAGCUUCGUCUACCGUCCGUCUUGGAUUAACUAGGGUCUUUGGCUAUAGUAAAUAAAAAUUACUUUUCAGAAAAUAAAACAUCAUUUUACCCUUCUCAUUGCAGGUUCCAUCGUCGGAAUGUAACGAAAAUACCUGCGAACUGUUGCUCAGGGUUCUUCAAGCCUGCCAGAACCCCAACUACUUUUGUGAUUCGAAGAUCACGCAAACAGGUGCCGCCGUUAGGCAGUCUUUAGGCCUCAUCAGUAGCGACCCCAUAGACCCUCAAGAGCAGCCAAGCCUCGGUACAUCCAAACCUCUAUCCACCCCCGUCUGUAACGCAGGGUCCGAGGUCGCAUUUGCUAACUGUCUCUUUCCUCUGGGUAUGCCGGUGCCCGAGACUUUCCUUCAGCGCCCUGGCGAACCACCACUCCUUGCUGCCGGCGACCUCCUCCUGACUGAGAGUUUGCGGUUGGGCUGCCAACCUGGCCGUGGCCUGGAAUUUGGAUCUGCCGUCAGCAGAAGUUUGGACCCAGGCGCCUACUGCAGCCCGACAGCCCAAGUAAUCUCACAGUUCAACCUCGAUCCCAACACUCUGUCCUCUUUCCUGCCCACUCUCUCAGCCCUACAAAACAGCCCCCUGACGAAGGGUAUGGGCCUGGUAACACCACCACAACAACCACCGGUCUCCAUCCCGCCGAUGAACAACACUUCCCCGCCUAACUUCGAUGGCAGCGGCCACACCAGCAAUUGCCACACUCCCUCCAUCGUGACAGGACUGCGUGCAACGACAGCGUCGGCUACAAAGGUCUCAGCUGAUCCCACAGUUUCCCUGCUCCAGCAGCUCACGCGACAGUACUCUAUUAACCCCGGUAGUGGUAUUGGCAGCGGCAGUGGCCUUGGGGAUGUGAGGCCGACUGAACUGUCUGACAGAGACUUAUUGAGCUUGGCAUCUUUGCAGGCGGAAGUAGACACUGCUCACCAUGACGAGAAGCUGGAGGGCGUCGGUGGACAGAACGCCUUUACCAACAUUCUUCAGGCAAGUGUUGGUCGCUCGUCGGCAAAUGGAGGGUGUGAAGCGUUGUCAUCAAAUGCCCGCUCUGCGCAGGCCGGUCAGACGAGGAGAACUGCUACCUUCGAGGUAAGUUAGGCUGCACUUCCGAACGCUACUUGACUGCGUGAUUUGCCUAAAUAGAUGGGGAAUGAAUGGCUACGUGGAUUUUUUAGCUCUUUCCGAGGAAGGUUAGCCGCAUACGUACCCGGUCGCUGCAUGCUGCUGUUAGAAGCCCCAACGCCUGUAACCAACAGUUUAAAACGAUUUAAAAAACCUACCCUUCAUGGGGAGGUCACACCAGUGGACUCUACUGUGCUGCAUGUGCUACUCGCUCUGGUGGGUACUGUCAGGUCUCCGUCAAUGGCAACAGAGCCAGAAUGCAGUGGUGUUAAUGAGCUACGUCAGAAAUACCUGCUUUCCCUGCAAAAACCUUUGUUACCACCGCACAGACAAAGAAAUCAUCAAAGGGAGACAGCAGAGCAUUCAGACUUUGAGGAGAAAGAGGGAGAGAGGGAGAGCCACCUAUGGAUUCACCAUCCUAGUCGUCUGCAAAGAGAGAUAACAGACUCAGGCCUAUCUGCAAAAGAAGAUUUAUUUGGAAGGAGUGGGUUCUACCACUAAAACAAGAACUUCGUGCGCACAAAGUUUUUGAUUCCUACGUUGACUUCUAAUCGAAGAUAGAGAGAGAGACCGACAACGACACUAGACGUACAAGUGGUGCAUCAUUUGUAGUGUGUGGUUACCACGCCACAGAAUACCAAUUAAUUGACACUGAUCGCUGUUGGCUAGCAGUCCUAAUUGUUAAUGUAAUGACCUGUAGAUCCAGGUCCAAGUCGUUCCCCGCCAAGCUUUGAUUGAGAGUGAACAAUACUCCCGGGCCGGUGCUGUAGGGUAUGAUAUCCAAACCCUUAUCGCUCGAAUGACCAAAACCGGAGAUUGAAGCUCGGCGACUAAGGACACGCUUUUAGCGUAACAGGUAUAGCUCAAAUCCGAACAAGAAUUGGCAAAUUAAUUUUGGCAGAUGCCCUCUGGAUAAGGUGCUAAAGAAGUCUCUCGGGCUUUCGUACAGCAAGAUGUCUAUUGGAAUAUGCAGUAUCUGAAUUUUUACUCGCGAAUUCACGCUAACUGCGGUAAAUUAAAUGAUACGGUUGAAUUUGAAAAUACAAACGGCGCGACAGGUAGUUUACAAAUUGAACUUAAAUGACAAAAAUACAUAUUUUCACACGGACAACAGUCUCUUGCCACUGACCAGUUUUCAUAUGGAUGAAUUUUUAUAAGUGAGCAUGCAUCUAAUGAAAAAUAUAAAAAGUAUCGACAUCUGCCCGUUGCCAGUAAUAAACAUGCUUUACGGCGAACAAAUUUGCCGUGGAAAACGACGUUUACCACCAGACUUUCCUAUUAGCGUGCCGCGGGUCCUUCUGGUAGAAAAUGUAACCUAGACUUCAAGGAGGAAAUAGGAUAGAGAACUAUUACCUUUAGGAGUAAUACCGACAAAGGCCACUUGGUUUUUCUGCCGUAAUCAGCUUGUAAUACCCUAUGCCAAGGAGAGCAACCUACUCGAAAUUUCGCAGAUCCCACGGGCAUUUCUGCUUCUGCUGCCGCUGACAGGGGCGCAAAUAGCACACUUUCGGUUGCGUAGCCCAAGUGACAUCUUGGCACGUGACACGUUGGCAUUUUCUGCAACAUUCCCGCGCCGUCUACAUCUGACUAGGAUGAUUUCAGCUCCAAACCCACCCACCUCGUGAGCGGGCACCGGGCACGUGACUGUUCGGAUGAUUGUUGCAAUCGGCUAAAUGUGGUCUGCCCUAGCGACCAGCUUGUUUGGCGCGCCGUGGAUAAGACUGAUAAGAAGGCGAAAAUAAUAACUUGAAAGGUUCAUUUUUGUUGGCGGAUUUUUCUGGUGUUUAGAGUGUUGUGCAGAAGGUAAUUUACAUUUACAUGAGAGCGUGUUCUACCGACCUAUUCUGAUUGCACUUGGAAUUUAUCGCGCAUUCCGCUCUGACUUGUAGCUGCGGUGUAGAGCCCCGGGAGGUGACCACAUGACGGUGAGCAGACAAUUACUUCCGACAGGAACAAAGUAACGUAGCAUCACUUUACCUGAGUCGCAAGUGUCUAGACUAAUGAAAGAUGUGUCGCCUAUCAAGGGUUAUUGCUACUAUACAAAAAGACAACAUCAAUAGCACGGUUACGCCAAAUUGGGACUUUAAAAGAAUGGGAGUUAGGCAGAAAAAUCUCUGCCGUAUAUGCAUGUCAGUGGGCAUUAGGCAGAAAAAUCUUUGCAGUAUAUGCAUGUCACGGGACCUAAGUACACUCUACCCGUAACUUGCGAAUCCAUCCUCACGGCAAAAUCAGCGCUUGAAUCUGCCAGGACGCACUAAGAGUCGCGGCUUGGUAGGUUGCCAACUGGUGGUAUCACUUUAUCCUCAUGGUGAACAUAGUGGACUGACUGGAGAACUGGCAGCGAAGCCAAAAUGACUCUUCUCCAAUGUGGCCUUUAUGGCACUCUCACGCAUGUGAGAUCCGAGUCGCCCUUAUUGUGGUGUCACACAUGUGGAGUGGAGACCAGGUCGUGUGCGACACGUAUGGGCAGGCUAUCUAACUGUAUCAACCAUUGCGCCAGCGCGUACCUGCGCUCGUCUUGGCAUUGUUUUGCCAUCGGAUCAGGGCGGUGGGGGAAGAGAUGCGAGGUCUCGACAGGAAACUCAUGAUUUUUUUCAACUUUGGGUUAAGUCACCCAUCUCACCGACUACAAAGUAUGAAACCAGACGAGGGUAGCCGGUGUACCUCUCCAGGGCGCGGACCAAUUUACGCUCAAAGCCUGGGUCGUCUACGCGAGAGGGGUCAGCCGCGUCAUGGCAUGCGUCGUUGGGUCAGCCGUUGCGUCUUGUCACAUAAUUAGAUGCCCUGACGUAGUCUUACUUCUGGAUCGGGAUAACGGUGGCAAGAGAGAACGCGUGAACCCGAAGCUAUGCAAGUCUUCCUUUCUACAAUCCGAUGUUUGGCCAAGAUGUCAGUGCCAGGGACAGCAAUGUGCCUUGUUGCGUACAACGGACGAACUUUCGACUACAGGAAAUAUUUUCAAUUAUUUCUGAUAAGUGAUUGGUCGCACUGAAUCGUUCACCAUCAACUCCUUACCAAGCCAUUUACUACUUUUCUCUUGUGGACAGGAUUUCUCAAAUUGCGAAUUCAAAGAGACAACAGAAAAGUGCAGCGGAGGGAAGGAGCAGACAAAGGGAAAGAUCUCGAAACGAUUUCACAUAAAGCGACCAAUGAACGCUUUCAUGGUAUGGGCUCGUGAAGAACGGCGGAAAAUACUGAAGGUUAGUCAAGUCGUCUCCGUCCUUAAUUUGCUGACUUUGCACGAAAAGUAGUCGACAUAUAUUAUAUUGCUGAUUUUAAACACUUUCCCAAGCCAACCAUGGGGAGUUAAUCGGAACCGACUUUUCCGAUGAGCCAGUUCACAUGCAAGAUCGGUAGAAAGGUAGAAAACACCAUGAAAGAACAUAGCUUAACGGGACCAGAAUACAUGUGUCUCAAGUCGCAAUAGAACUGCCCUCAUAGGCCGGAGGAAAAACUUCUUCGUUGUUUUUGCUCAAUACAGCGAGACGGCUAACACUGGAAUGAGAUCUCUGUAAAGUAGAUAUUGGAAAUUCAGUCUCAUUUCGCGUCAAAUUUUACCUUGUCUGGUGACUGGUGACCAUACCGGAGUCCAUAACCUUAAACCCCUAUUCCAACCAUAUUCUUGCAUGCCCCGUGUAAUUUUCUUUGUAGGCCUGUCCAGAUAUGCACAACAGCAACAUUUCAAAGAUUCUGGGCGCCAAGUGGAAGGCGAUGUCUACGGAAGAAAAGAAACCCUACUACGAGGAGCAGUCAAGAUUGAGUCGCAAACAUAUGGAGGAACACCCUGACUAUCGGUAUCGUCCGCGGCCAAAGAGGACCUGCAUUGUCGAUGGACGUAAAUUGCGCAUAUCCGAGUACAAAGAGCUCAUGCGCUCGAGACGGACGGACACCAGAAAACAGUGGUUCGGACCUGAGAAUGGGGACACCCAACGGAUUGUGGAGAAUAUCUUGGGUAAGGCUUGACUGCGUCACAGCGCUCGCAUUGAUUCCAAUGACGAUGAAACUUCCUUAGUUCUAACCUAUCUCUUUUCAUUGCUUUCUGAAACCAUCAGGCACUUCUCUAUCAAAGCUGAGAAGCGCUGUGCCAUCAACUGUUAGUGAGAGCAGUUCUCUAAAUGAGAAUCUCGAGGACCCCACCGCUGUGCUUCACAUCCCAGUGCAAUUUGCCCACUUCGGUGACGAGGACGAUGUCCAAAUGGAUGUGGGUGAACUGAUGAGCAGCGCUUCGCCCAGCCCCCUUGGGAGACGGACUCCAGAGGUCAGUCACAAUGCAAGAACUGAAGUGACGCCGGACCAACAGCGGGAACAGCAUCCAGGCGGCGAGGAGGGAAGGCCCCCCAGCCCUCAGUAUUCUCCUCUCUGCCCAGAGAUGAACUUCCACAAUCAUCGACUUAAGCUCCAGUCAGUCGAUGAUUACGGCGUUAGCGUCUGUUCAAAAGAAUCCGUCAGUGAGACGCCAGAGGCAGUGAGACAGUCCUCUUCCAUAUUUUCUUAA
Molecule: messenger RNA, 10289 nt
Organism: Spirometra erinaceieuropaei
Lineage: Eukaryota; Metazoa; Platyhelminthes; Cestoda; Diphyllobothriidea; Diphyllobothriidae
Source: the annotation of a GenBank genome assembly